This is a messenger RNA of Tricharina praecox, 2469 nucleotides long. Its product is annotated as fungal-specific transcription factor domain-containing protein. The annotation marks the transcript as partial. The transcript is spliced from 8 exons. The record is from RefSeq and is a predicted model, not a curated record. Gene Ontology annotation, molecular function: DNA-binding transcription factor activity, RNA polymerase II-specific; zinc ion binding; sequence-specific DNA binding. Lineage: Eukaryota; Fungi; Ascomycota; Pezizomycetes; Pezizales; Pyronemataceae. Gene Ontology annotation, biological process: positive regulation of transcription by RNA polymerase II; DNA-templated transcription.
AUGAUCUCCAAAUCGACGUCGCCGUCCUCCAUCGGCACCCAAGGAGCGCCCAAACGCCGAAGAAAGACGACCACCGACGAAAGCUCGCUUCCCCGGUUAGCGAUCGACUCUUCGCUCGGCGGGAAUGCUUCUCCUACGGCGGCGGCGGCAGUAGCGACGCCGCAGAGCGCGGGUGGAGCGAGCGCGGGUCCCGGAACUGGCAGCAGCAGCGGUGGCAGUGGUGCUUCUUCGUCGUUCAGAAAUGUCUCAGCAUGUAACCGAUGUCGCCUGCGUAAGAAUCGCUGCGACCAGCGAUUGCCAGCCUGUAUGAGUUGCGAGAAGGCGGGUGUGCGAUGUGUAGGUUACGACCCUAUAACGAAGAGAGAGAUCCCGAGGAGCUAUGUGCAUUACCUGGAAACCCGAGUCGCGUACCUCGAAUCGCUAUGCACGACCAAUAACGUCGCCUUUCCGCCGGCGGAUGACUUCCCCGAUCUGCCCCCUAUUCAAACGUCCUCCGCCAUGUCCGCACCGCCGACCGCGACGGCCCUCCAUGCUCCCCCGCUACCUGGCGCCGGGCGUCCAUCACCGAGAAUCAAGCGUGAGUCGUCGGAAGGCUUGGAAGGGAAGAAGCUCGACAGCUUGGUGUCGGAUAUUGGACUCGUGUCUUUUGCCGGCGCAAGCGACCCCCGCUACCUCGGUUCCGUAUCGGGCAUCUCGUUCGCGCGGGUGGUUUUCGCGGCGGUCAAGAGCAGCGCGCCCGGCUCGGGCAGCUCCAACGAACAGAACGGCAGCGAGCCGCAGAAGGGCCUUGAGGUUGACGCCGAUACGCAAAUGAGGGAUUCGUUCUUCGGACUCCACACCAAGCCUACGAUCUUACCGGCCCCGUUCCCGACUCGUCCUGUCGCCGAGCGUUUGGUGCGUCUCUACUUCGAGCAUGCGAACCCGCAGAUCCCGUCGCUUCAUCGUGGGGAGUUCAACAGUGUUCUGGAGGCCAUCUAUGGCCCAAUCGAGGCCACAAUGAAUGGAGUUUCGGACUACGGUGUACAAGGCGAAGGUCUCGGUGGAUCGGCGCGAGAGCGCUAUCUUCUCAACAUCGUGUGUGCUAUCGGCGCCGGAAUCUUCCUUACCGGCCCCGAGGAAUCGCCCGAAUCCGAUGACGAGGAAGAAGGUGAAGAUGGACCGAGAAAAAAGCAAAAGGUAGACUCGAAAAAUCGCAAAGAAAAGAAGAAGCAAAGCGAGCCAGAAUCUUACCACGCGUCGGCGAUGCUUCACCUCGAAGCAUUCCUCAGCCAGAGCAAGGGAGGGCUUGAUGAGCUCCAGGCUGUUUUGCUGCUAGCCGGCUACGCACUUCUCCGGCCGGUGUCUCCGGGCCUCUGGUACAUCGUGGGAGUCGCAGUGCGGCUGGCGGUGGACUUGGGCUUGCACUACGAGGACGCAGAUAUGGAGACCAAGAAGCCUGUGAAACAAGAACCCAAGACGGAAAAGGAGGGGAGGAAAGAGUGGGUUCGGGAUAUGCGGAGACGGCUCUGGUGGUGCGUAUACAAUCUGGAUAGGCUGGUCAGCACCUGUGUUGGAAGGCCAUUCGGAAUUGCCGAUGAAGUCAUCAGCACCCAGUUUCCUUCCAUGCUGGAUGACGAGUACAUUCACCCGACCAAAGGGCUGAUGCAACCCCCUCCCGGAGAGAAUCCGCCAACAUAUAAAGCCAUAUCUCAUCAUUAUACUCGCCUUCGCCUGCUACAAUCCGAAAUACUUCAGGUCCUACAGCAACAAUCGCAUGCAUUCUCAUUCGCCUCAGCAUCCUCGGAAACCGCCUUCAAGAAGGACAUUUACAAGGGCAAACAAAAUUAUCCUCACCACCACCCAUAUCAUCUCCAGACGCCAUAUCUGAGCGGCCAUAACUCGCUGCAAGCCUGGCACCGGGACGUUGAUCGGAGAUUGAAGGAAUGGAUAGAUACUGCGCCCAAGUCGAUUGCCGAGACCGGUGUCGAGUUCUCCCCCGAAUUCCUCGAGUUGAACUACUGGCAGGCAAAGAUCAUGCUCUAUCGACCUUGUUUGUCGGUUCCGGUGCUCUUGGCCGGCGAAUUGGGUGCUAGCAGUGGCAACGCACGUUCGCGGGCUGCCGAGAGAGGCCUGGGAGAAGGUGCUGCGGUGUUGCACGGGCGACGAGAAGACGAAGAGCGGGUUUACAUGAUCGUCGCUGAAGCGGGAAGCAAGGUUCUUCGGAUUUAUAGGCAGCUGCAUCGCGUGCAUCAGGUCAACUACACUUUCCUGGCCACGCAUCAUCUGUUUAUGGCUGGGAUUUCUUUCCUUUACGCCAUCUGGCACUCUCCGUUGGUUCGCUCGCGUCUAACCAUGGACGAGGUGGACUUCACCAUUCUUGCAGCCACAUCCGUCUUGGGUGACCUCGUCGAUGUGUGUCCCCCGGCAGCGGCUUGUCGUGAUGCAUUCGAGCGCAUGUCUAGGGCUACAGUCCAGAUGUGUCUCGGCAGU